This is a messenger RNA of Dioscorea cayenensis subsp. rotundata (Guinea yam), 456 nucleotides long. Its product is annotated as ethylene-response factor C3-like. The record is from RefSeq and is a predicted model, not a curated record. Gene Ontology annotation, molecular function: DNA binding; DNA-binding transcription factor activity. The transcript has a single exon. Lineage: Eukaryota; Viridiplantae; Streptophyta; Magnoliopsida; Dioscoreales; Dioscoreaceae. Gene Ontology annotation, biological process: ethylene-activated signaling pathway; regulation of DNA-templated transcription. Bases 1 to 456 code for a protein of 151 amino acids.
AUGGCGUCUUCUUCUUCUUCUUCUUUUGAAACCCUAAGUUCAUAUACAGAGCCAUCAGAGAAGAAGAAGAAUAUGACAUACAGAGGAGUCAGACGCCGGCCAUGGGGCAAGUUCGCGGCGGAGAUAAGGGACUCAACAAGAAACGGCGUUAGAGUUUGGCUCGGGACCUUCGAGAGCGCUGAGGAAGCUGCCAUGGCGUAUGACCAAGCGGCUUUCUCAAUGAGAGGCCCAAGGGCAAUGCUCAACUUUCCGGUGGAGAAGGUGGUGGAGUCAUUGAAGAGUUUGGGAUGCGGCGAAGAAGAGGAUGAUUAUGGUAAUUGUUCUCCGGCUAUGGCUUUGAAGAGGAAGCACUCUAUGAGAAGGAGGAGGAGGAGAAGUGAGAGGUUGGUUUUGGAGGACUUGGGUUCUCAGUAUUUGGAGGAGCUUCUUUCUGCUUCUUUAAUGGAUUCUUGCUAG